AUGGACGAGGUAAUAUGCAAACUAUCACUUCAAGCCUUAUUUAUAUAUAAAUUCUUAAUAACAAUAUGCGUGUUUCGUAAUUUAAUAGGUACCUUCGAGGAAACGGUACAAAAACAAAUCGAAGGCCGAAAACCCAAACUACAGGCGAAGGUAUGACCGUCGUAAUGUUGAAGGACUAAAAAAAGGGUAGGAAAUUAUUCGUAUUUAAAUGGAUAGAUAGAUAGAUUUUAUUUUCUGGCCCGAUCACUGGCGCCACCGUAACAUUGCCAUUUUGGAAUUCUACCCCAUUGUACUGAGUCUGUAUUUAUGGGGUCAUAAGAUGGCGAAUCAUAGCAUUUUAUUUUUUACUGAUAAUGAAGCACUCGUUCAUGUCAUUAAUAAGCAAUCAUGCAAGGACAAGGCAUUGAUGUUUUUUGUUCGCAAGCUUGUUCUUGUUUGUUUAAACCACAAUAUUUAAAGCCAAACACAUUCCUGGGACGUACAAUCGCCUGGCUGAUCUUUUGUCUCGAUUUCAGGUUCAAACCUUCAAACGCGAAGGACCAGCCUCGAUGAAUUCCUGUGUAAAGGACAUUCCGCGGCAUCUGUUGGCAGCGAAUUGGGAAAUAUCGUUUCCCACUUCACACAAUCGAGCCUCCAGCCAUCCUCAAUUCCGACUUACCGACGCGCUUGGAAACUUUUUGACCAAUUUCAUUCUCACAUGUUUCAAACAUUUUCAUAUAAAUUACCAAUUUCGCCUCCUACAUUAGCACUUUUUAUCGCCUACAUGUUUGACCGGCGCUACGCCCCCUCUACUGUCAACACCUACGUCUCGGCUCUCGGCUAUUCCCACAAAUUAAUGGGAUUGAUGAAUCCCACUAAAAUAUUUUACAUUGUGCAAAUGUUGAAAGGCUAUGGCAAACAGCUUUUCGUUUGGACGCUAGGUUGCCUAUUACGCUAACGAUUUUAAAUCGAUUAGUAAUGGCUGUGCCACACUGUGUCGCUACGUACUACGACCAGUGCCAAUUUCGUGCGAUGUGUGCUCUAGCAUUCUUCGCAUUUUUGCGCGUGGGUGAGAUCACCGCAACAUCACAGCCGGGCAAUUGCCCUAUACAGGUAAACCAGCUCACCAAACUCUCAAGAGAUGGUGAAGUGAUUGGUUACAAAUUAAUAUUUGCUGAUUACAAGCAUAACUACAAUCAGCGACCAUUUAAUAUGUUCAUCAACCGGCAAACAAGCGCUUGCCCUGUACAAUUAUUAUCAACAUAUUUAAAUCAUCGUGGCUGUAGUCCGGGUCCAGUAUUUAUGACAGUGGAGGGCGUCGCGGUGCCGAGAAAAGUUUUUACCGCUAACCUUGUUGCUUGCCUCAAAUACUGUGACCCAAGUCCGUCGCAUUACAAAUCACAUUCGUUUCGAAUCGGUGCAGCAUCUUUCGCUGCUGAGAAUGGUUUGUCCGAUGCACAGAUUCGUCUUCUAGGUCGGUGGAAAACGAAUGCAUUUCAAAAGUAUAUUCGAGUUUCAUCUCUUUCAACGACUGCUUCAUUAUCUGAGUAACACAAUCCUUCCAAACCGGGCGACAAUGUCGCGGGGUGUUGUCGCUUGGUCCGUUGCAUAGUAUAUUUGGUGGUCCAGAGGGCCUGUCUAGCAGGGGCGGACAUCUCUUCUUGAUCACCAGAUAUAUUAAUGUUCAUUAGUAAUUAUUCACUUAAAUUAAACUGUUAUUUCUGACUAUUUUAUUCCUUUCUGUGUGUGAACAACAGUUAGCAGGGGCGACUGUUAAAUGUUUAGUGGUUGUGUUAACAACAGUCAGCAGGAGCGACUGUUAGAUGUUUAGUAUUGAAGGGCUCUAUUUACAACAUUCUGCUAUUACUCAUAAUGGUUUCGCAGAGGCGACUGCUUUCGAUCGGCCUACACUACAGUUAACAGGGGUUACUGCGGUGUAUUUUGGCUCGCUAUAAAACAUUAUAAUAAUUAAAUGCUCUUUGCUAGUGGUGUUGCGUUUUCCUCGGGUGGGGAGAUUCCGCGAUUUACGUUCGACUGACUUCAAUGGCGUAGUCUUUGGCGUGUAGUCCUGCCACCUUUACUGGCCAUGAACAUUAACAGACUCAAGUUAUUAACUGAAAUUAUCAAUUUUAAUGAUUUUAUGAUAUUUCUAAUUAAAUGACGAGAUUUUAAAUAAAGCGGCUGUGAAUCAAUUUCACAGCCAAAUUAUCCCAAGUCGGGUUUUUGUUUUGCCAGUAAACUGAGCUCGUUAAACGCAAUACCUCGUGAAAAGCAGGAAGGCAAAGACAUAAAUGGAUAGAUAGAUAGAUUUUAUUUUGACACGCUACUACGUCAAUUAAAAAUAUUGAUUUCCACGAAGGGCGUGUGUUCAAAAGUUAUUAUAUAUAAGUGUUGUUAUGACCCUUAUGGAAUCAAAUAAAAGAAAAUAGAAAUAAUCUAACUUUUCCAAUUGACAAAAUUGACAAUAUAGACAACUAACAAAACAUGUGGGUAACUAUUUACAAUAAAGGAUUUAUAUAUGUAUGUAUAAAUAUAUUAUUUAGUAACAUGCAUGAGCAGCAAUUUUUCUUUCAAAUGGAGACUGGGACCUAAUUCCUCUGAUUUCUUUAGGCACUGAGUUCCAUAUUUUUGCCCCAUUAAACAUAAAACUCUUUUUCAUGCUAUUUGUGCGGGGCUGUGGCAAAACGAAUGUCGUUUCAUUGUCACGGAGACAGUAAUGUGUAUUCUCAUUCUUGUAGGUAAAAAGGUCUGUUAGGCUUUUAGGCCCAGACAUAUUCAAAAUUUUGAACAUUAAUUUUGCCUUAGCUUUAGUUCUUUGUACUUUUAGUGUCUCCCAUCCUAACGAAUUUAUUGCGAUUUGGGCAUUAACUUCGUUACCCAUGUCCAUAAUAAUUCUAGCGCAUCUAUUUUGAAGCUUUUGUAGUCGUUGUGAUUGAGUUUCACCAAAAAUGUCCCACACUUCACAACAAUAAGUAAAGUAUGGUUGUACAAUUGCAUUAAAUAUAGAAACAAGUGUAUCAAGGUCAACGUACAAAUUCUUUUAGUUUUCUAAUAACAGAAAUGGCUGAUGUGAUUUUCUGACAGAUACUCUCAGUAUUACUUUUCCAAGAGAGAUGCUGAUCAACCAUUACUCCUAAUGUCUUGCAUUCCUUCACUUGUUUAAUUGGUCUGUUUUCAAUCAUUAUUUUUAAAUUUAAAUCUGAUACAGUAUGCAUGCACCAGAGGUCUUGACCCAAUGAGCAUAAAUUCAGUUUUGGCAAUGUUUAGGCUCAGUUUGUUCGCGUUUAACCACAUUCUGAGGUUUUCCAAAUCAGAGUUCACUGCAUUUUCAACAUCAUUAAUUGUACCACCAGAAGCAGCGAGGUUCGUGUCAUCUGCAAAAAGUCUUGGCUUUGUCCUAUUCAGGCAUUCAGAUAAAUAAUUUAUGUAUAUUAGGAAGAAUAAAGGAUCUAAAAUGGAGUCUUGAGGGACACCACAUUUAACUUUGUGUUCAGACGAGACAACACCAUUUACUUGGCAUUUUUGGGUGCGAUCAAUAAUAUAUUAUCUCAACAUCAAAAGUGCCUUAUCCUUAAUUAAUACCGUAAAUUUGCAUUUUCUCAAGUAGAAUUUCGUGAUCUACUUAAACAUUUUUCGAUCCAUGUUAACGUACCAACUAUUUGUUGAAUCUAAAAGGGACGUAGCGGUAGAGUGAAACUUUCGAAAGCCAAAUUGGUUAUCAGAGAGAAUUUCGUUUUUAGUUAAAUAAUCAUACAGCUGCUCAUACAGCAAUCUUUCCAUGAUUUUGCUUAUGACUGGUAGUAUCGAUAUUGGCCUGUAAUUACCUGGAAUAUUACGAUGACCACUUUUAUAAAGAGGUAAAACACUAGAUACUUUCCAUUCAUCUGGAAAGCUGCAAAGAGUAAUACUUUGAUUAAAAAUAUAUGUAAGUGUAGCAGAAAUAACUGGUGAUGCUAAUUUAAGAAUUUUACUGGAAAUUUUGUCAACACCACAUGCUUUGUUACAAGACAGGCCUCUUAAAAUAUCAAAAAUUUUGUUUACCGCAAUUGGUGUAAAUGCAGUGAACUCGGAUUCAGAACUUUUGGAAUAAUUUUGAAAGUCACAGCUAGAUUCAUCCAACUUGUUUGCAAAGUUUGGUCCAACAUUUGCAAAGAAUUCAUUUAACCCUUCUGCAAUCUCUGUAGGAUUUGUUAAUUUAGAUUCAUUAAUAAUUAGUUCAUUUAUAAUUGUGGGUUUCUUACCCUUUCCGAUCAAACUAUGAAUAGUUUUCCAAGCCUGCUUUGGAUUGCAUUUUUGGUUAGCAAUCUUUUUAGAAUAAUAGUCUGUUUUUGCUUUCCUUAAUUUGGUAUUUGUUUGAUUUCUGGCUUUUUUAUAAAUGAGCCAAUCAGAUUCUUGUUUAGUAAUAAAUGCUUUCCUUUUCAAUUUAUCUCGUUCGGUUAUGAGCAUUUUAAUAUUGCUUGUAAACCAAGGAACACUUUUUGAUUUUAUCUUUUUGUUUUGAAGUGGUGCAUACUUAUCCAGGACCUCUAAAAGACUUUUUUCCACAUCUUCCACAUAGUAUUUGGAUUAUCUAGAAAAUAAUAAAUAUGAUCCCAGGGUUGAUUUUACAAAUCCUUAAGAAAUUUUAGAUCAUUGAAUUUCUUCAUGUUUCUAAUUUCAACAAUAUUUACAUGACGUUUUACUGAAAAAUUUAUUUUUCUUAUUGCGGAAAUCAUGCUAUGAUCACUAAUUUCAGUAUGUAUUACCCCAGGGUCAGAAAUUUUCUCUGGUCUAUUUGUAAUAAAAUGAUCAAUAAGGGUGAACGUUGAUGAUGUAAUGCGCGUAGCUUCAUCAAUCAUUUGUGACAAUUGAUAAAGUUCAUAUAUGGAUUUGUGUUUUUUAGUUAUUUGGUCUGGAUUUGUCUUAAGUAAAUCACAGUUUAAAUCACCAAGAAUGUGAAUUUCUUUGUUUUCAUCAUCUAUUUUUUUAAUGAGACUUUCUAAAUCAAUAAAAAGUUCGAAUGACGGAUUUGGAGGUCUAUAAGCUGUUACUACGACGAACGGCUGACUUUGAGACUUAAUGAUUUCAAUACAAACAGCUUCAAGAUUUUUAGGCACCAGAUCAUGUCUAAUCCGAUAAUUAAUGGAUCUACGCAAAUACAUGCAAACACCACCUCCACUUCUUGAUCUAUCUUUUCGGAUAAUGUCAUAACCAUCAAUAUACAUUUGAUUAUCUGAAAUUGAUGAAUCAAGCCUUGAUUCAUUAAAUGCGAUUAAAUCAAUUAAUUUGUUUGACAAUGAAAAGCUCAUUUCAUCAUAUCGUUUCGGCAAGCUAACACCAUUUAAAAAGGCUAUUUUAAAGCCUCUUUCAUUAGGAAUGGAGUUAAUCUCAUUGAAACAUUUGCUGCUCCUGUUUUGGGUUAAAUAGCAAUUAUCAUUAACAUUUAUUUCUUCAUUAUGUUGGUUACUAGCUUCAGGUCAUCUGACCAUUCCUUCAUUCGAUGGCCCAGUGCAAGCCGAAAAAAGGCUUAUUUUUGCCAUGCAGCUUCUGAUUAUGAACAGCAUUGCGGCUAAUUUUAACUUACUUUAGGUAAGAGCAAAAUUUCUUGCCCAACAACUUGUCUCCAUUUCUGUUCAAAUGGAGGUUGGAUCUAUUGAGGUGGGAUUGAUCUAUCUCGCUGUUAUCUAAAAAUGCUACUUCGUACCGCUUGCACAAGAUGAGUAAUACGUUAUUUGCUUCCUCAAUUUUUUUGUUGGAUAAUUUACCAUCAAAUCUCUUUACCACACUUGACACCGCAACAUCACUUGAAUGGAUUUUUGCCACUUUUAUGAGACUUUCCAUACGUUGAGCAAUUUGACGUGGACUUUAGUUGACCAGGUUAUUGGUUCCUGCAUGGAUAAUUACUGUUUCAUAAUUCUGACUAUCAUCUGACCAAUGUUCCUUGAUCUUUUCUUCAAGAUAUUGUAUUCUUGCUCCACUAUAAGAGUGACACUGAGUCGAUUUAGUUUUGGCCGCUCUGGAUAUUUUUAAAUUGACAAUAUUCAUGUCCAUGGAGUCACCAAUGAUGCGUACUUUUUUCUGUUCAGAUGGUGACGGAUUAUUUGGGGGACAUUCACUAUGGCUAUCAACACUUGACAUAUUUUGAUCUGUUUUACGCAAUUUUUUGACAAAUUUAGAUGACUGUGAAUUACGGUAAUCUUUAAUCUGCCCUUGAAAGCCACUAUCUGAGCCACUGUCCGAAGUAUUGACUGGUAUGUCGUCAUCUUCAACAGUCAAUGCAUCAAUAUGAUUAAAGGUGGAGAGCCCCAGUUGUGGAGAGUCAGCAACUGGCACUUGGUUACAAUGGUUUGAAGAUUUCGCUUUUAUCCAGACAUUCUGUUUCAUAUCAAAUGUCUUUUGAAUUACUUCAUUGUCAAGCUUCACCUGCUCUAGGGUCACUUUCAUAUUAUCAAGUUCACUCUCCAAUUUCCUGUUUUUGAUAAUAAGCAUGUGGAUUAUGCCAUCUUGGCCUUCGAUUAAUUGGUAUUUAUUUCUCUCAAUUGCGAAUUCGCUUUGCUUAGUUCCGACUACGCUAUAAAGCAACAACAAUUAAUCUAGCUUAAGUUUUAUUUCAUCCAAUACUUCUCUAUGUUUUUGACAAUUAUUGCAAUUCGAUGACUUGUCGGAUUGAUUUACAGACUCGUCGUUCGCAUUCUCAAAUUCUACCGCAAAAUGUUCGUUAUCCUCGCCGCUAUACUCGUCAGCAUGUUUCCUAAGCAUUUCGGCUAGAUGCAACUCUUCGUUGUCAGUUACAAUGACAAUUUUCUUCUUGGUAGUACCAUACCAUUUGAACGCGAAGGUAGGAUUUGUGAACAAUUUCUCUUCGCCGCCAGGUGACGACCAUUUCCCGUUUAAUAGGCCGUAUUCUGUGGCACGAAAACUCGCUUAGAAAACGAAUUCCGUUGCCCGGGUUCGGGCACUACUUUGAAACAAGAUAAAUAAUUAGGAUAAAUUAUACAAAGUCCAAAUCCGCUUGUUUGCACUUCCCAAAACCUGCAGUUUUCGAGUAUUUCUUCUUCGAAAAUUGAAGAAAUCGACAUCUUUCGCAAUCGAUCGGCGCCAUUUUUGUUCGGGACACUUGGUGUAAUAAACACUCUAAAUGCCGAUUUUCGCGGGCUCAUGCUCAUUCCUACAUGAAGUUUCCAGCUUAGCAUUUGUAAACAGUCUUCUGAUUCAUGUUUAAUUCAUUUUGAUGGGAAAAAAGGCCCACUUACAAGUUUUAGUGUGGUUUCGUAUCAAAAAUUUUUAGAUUGUCGUAGAAUUUGGCUAACGCUAGACGGGGAAGAACGCAAUGUUGCUCAAAGAAGUUUGCGGUUUGUUAGCGACAGUAUGGAACUAUUGAAGUAGCACGGUCGAAAAUGCCGAUGCAAAUUUCUCUUAUCAUCGAGGUUGUUACUCGGCGUUCACAAAUAGCAGUUUGAUCAACCGAGCUCAAGAGCGUUGUCAAAAUAUGGACAAAGAAGUUGUACCUUCAUCCUCUGGUCUCGAUAUUAUUGAUGAAGAAACGGAAUCAGAUGAAACUCCACCUGUAAAGAAAAUGCUGAGAUCUACACACGUAAAAAUCACACAACUUGUCAACAAGAUGUGUUCGCAGCAGACAUGUAGCAAGCUUGCCAACAAGUUGUAAAAAUUCUGUUAUUUUAUCAAGUUGCUACAAGCUUGUCACUCACAACUUGUUGACAAAUUGUUGAAUUGCUGUUGGAACAACUUGUAACAAGUCUGCAAAACAAGUUGUUAUAUGUAUGUUCACAAGCUGUCAACAAGUUGUCUUCACACUGUUUGUUCCCAGUUUGUUGUAACAAGUUUGAAACAAGCUGUUAACAAUUUGUAACAGGAAACAGUAGGUGGUAAACUGAAAGAAGCUGCAACAAAGAAAGCUGAUGAAAGUAUUUUGAUUCAAAUUGCUGAUAAGGACCUAGCAUUGAAAGUGGAAUUAUACCAUAAACAAUGUUAUGAAAAGUUGUUUUCCAUAGACCAAAGUAAUGAAUGAUAUUGUGAUAGAGUGAUAUUGUUUAAUCAAUCAAUCAAUCAAUCAAUCAAUCAAUCAAUCAAUGCAGAGUGCCUCAGUCAAGAAAAAGUUUUAUGGAUGAUGACAUAGAAACAUCUCAGAGUUCACACAAGAGUCUGAUUCUGAUGUUGACAUUGUAACGAAAACAUCGACAUACACAAGUGCAACAUUGAAAGAAAUAUAUACAGUUGGCCUAACAUUGAGAAACAACUUGCGUAAUUAUACAUCAGCUUGGUACAAGAACUGGCUACCACAUGCAUCAGAUAUUACUGGAAUAAUGUUGAUGCGUUGAUAGUUGCCUGUGCAACAGCUGAAUCAUAUGCCAUUGCCAAAGGUAGUGAGAGACAAUGUCCAAAACCACUCAAAAUCUUAAAUAUCAGGCCAGAACAACCAAACAUCUGCCAAACGGUCAUUGCUAGUGCUAGGACUUGGGUGUCUGUACUUUCCCCCUAUUAGAAAUAUAGACCAAAUUUUGACACAGAGAAAAAUCUUUGAUGUAGUUCGGUCAUCUAAUUCAAUGUAGUCAGCAUCUUCUGGGUCAUCUGAAAACCCAAGUAUCCAUGCCAUUAAAUUAAACAAGAGAGGUGAUACUAAUGGUUUCACCAGUAAUAUUUGAUGUAUGUGGUGGGCAGUUCUUGUACCAAGCAGAUGUACAAUGUUUUGCAACAGUCUUUGCAAGUUGUUUCUCAAUAUUAGGCCAACUUUAUUAAUUCUCUUAUACAUUUCUUUCAGUCUUGCACUUGUAUACUGUACGUGGAUGCUUUCAAUGCCAAUUUGAAUCAAAAUACUUUCAUCAACUUUCUUUGUUGCAGCUUCUUUCAGUUUACCACCAUCUACUUUUUUCACAGAUACCAUUUUGUCCAGCUUUCCCUUUUUCGACUUCUAAACAAUAAAAAACCCAUGCAUAUAAAUCACACAACCGUUAUAACGGGAGCGGCUAAAGGCAAUGCAAUCAAUAUAUAAUUAUAAAACAAAUAUUAAAACAAAUAUUAAAACAAAUAUAAAAACGGAACGGUUGAUUGCAACGGACUGGACAUUGGAUGGACGGACGGAAACAAGCCCAACGGCGACGGGGGCGUGGUGAAGUGACAAGCAAAGGAUAUUGCCCGAGUCGUAAUCACAAACCUGCACAUUGGCGGUCUGGGAUUUUGAUCGCUCUGCCUACCAAGGAGUGAUAUGGUUCUUCGACAGCACCCCAGACGACCAAGCAGCCCUAUUUAGGGAGGACACUGCUCCCCCCAAUCCGGAGAAGGGACUAGAAAAGGUGAUCCCAAAAAACGUUCACUCCACCAACUCGGUUAGCAAACCGCAGCUGACGAGUUAUCCCACUUUGCGGUCGAAACACAAAGAAAAAACAAUUAAAAAUUGCAGUAUGGAAUGUGAGGACUUUGCAGAGCGAAAGAACAACAGAGCGGAGGACAGCUAUUAUUGGACUAGAAUUGGAAAGAUAUAACAUUGAUAUAGCCGCAUUGAGUGAAACUAGAUUCGCUGGUACCGGACAACUUACUGAACCAACAUCAGGAUAUACCUACUUAUGGAGCGGCUUACCGGAAAGCGAAAAGCGUCUGUAUGGCGUCGGAUUCGCUAUAAAAACCUCUAUUGUUAAAAAAUUGGAAAUCCUGCCAACCGCAGUAAACGAACGUCUCAUGUGGCUGCGUUUGAAAAUGAAGAAGAUGUAAUGACAAACGAAGAAGAUGUAAAGGAAAACUUCUAUGCAGACCUUGAUAAUAUCCUGCGCAAAACGCCAAAGGAGAUAAGCUGAUUUUGUUGGGUGAUUUCAAUGCCCGUGUUGGUACAAACAGUACAUCUUGGUCGCGCACAAUUGGUAAAUAUGGGGUCGGAAAUUGCAACUCAAAUGGUUUACUAUUAUUAUCAAAGUGUAAGUAGCAUGAACUCGUAAUCACAAACACGAUGUUUCAGCUACCAGUGGAAAAUCUAAACACUGGCAUCUGAAUGAUAAUGCAAUAGUAAGACAAAGGGACCUAAAAGAUGUUUGUCUAACACAAGCAAUGUGUGGUGCUGAAUGCCAAACCGACCACAGAAUGGUCAGAAUGAAACUAAAAAUGAUAAUACAACCGCACAGGCGAAAAGUUGCAUUCAAAGGCGUCAGAAAGCUGAAUGUGGACAGACUAAAAAGCAAUGAGAUCAAAAACGACUUUUCUGUCAAGAUGGAAACUGCCCUCAACCAACUAGCUGACCGUCCAAGUGACUCCGUUCACGAUAAAUGGAAGGAACUGAAAAAUCAAAAACUCAGAGUGUCGAAAGAAACACUCGGUACGAAAAGCGAGAAACACCCUGACUGGUUCGAAGAAAACAUCGGGUCAAUAACACCACUCAUAGAUGCAAAAAAUGCUGCCCAUCAGGUCCUUGUCACCAGAGAUACUCGCAGUACAAGUUCCCGACUGAAAGAGUGUCAACACCGCUUGCAAUGCGAAAUUCGACGUCUAAAAAAUGAUUGGCUGGUCAAAAAAGCUCGUGAAAUUCAGGAAUUCGCUGACUUAUCCCAUACCUGUCUUAAAAGCGGCUUUCUGAUUGGUUUAGAGCAGGUGAGCUUGUCGUCGAGCUCACCUGCUUUUUGCCGAACUCACCUGCUUUUCGCCCGAACUCACCCGCUAAACUGCUUACGUUGCAAUAACAAUAACAAAUAUGGCGGACAUGAUUUAGCCGAUAAACCUAAACUUUAAAUUAAAGAACUUUUUUCGGUGACUAACAUACCGAGACUGAAGAAAAACCAAAGAAAAAAUGCAGUAAAGGUAAUGUAGACGUAGAUAAAGAAGUAUUUUCUUGCCCAGUGAUUUUUUUGGCCGGGAAAAUGUUCACAAAACAUCGACGAAUAUAUCGCGAUUCGCGAAGAGCUACAAAUGUGUGUAUGGCUCGGUCAGCCUCGGUGUAUGGGAUUUCGCUCGGUAAGUUCGGGAAACUUCCAGCCACCCUCGGUGCGUCCAAUCCCGGACUCACCUCCCUGCAAGUACGUUUGUUAUAAAACAUCAUGCAAAAAAGUUUUACGAUGCUGUAAAGGGAGUGUACGGACCGUCAACCCGCGGUACAUCACCUUUGCUUUCAGCCGAUGGCACGAAAAUAGUAUCUGAUCGAAAUGAGAACCUUAAUCGCUGGGUCGAACACUUGAAUGAACUUCUUAAUCGUGCCUCGACUGUACAACAAAAUAGUAUCGAUAACAUCAAACAGCAGCCGGUACAGGAACACCUGGCUGAUAGACCAACAAAAGCAGAAAUUCGUAAAGCAAUAAAACUACUUCAAAGUGGAAAGGCAACAGGAGAAGACGGGAUACCGCCGAAAUAUACAAACAUGGUGGAGAGGCAAUUAUCUGCCAUCUCUUCUCCUUAUUCGGUUAUAUCUGGAGAGAUGAAGACAUCCCACAGGAGCUCAAAGAUGCCAUAAUUGUCACGCUAUACAAGAAAAAAGGGAGCAAGUCAGAUUGUGGUAACUACCGGAGAAUUGCGCUAUUGUCACACUGCUCCAAAAUCCUGGCAAAGAUUUUACAGAUGCGUUUAGUUGAAAACAUCCUGGAUGAAAAUGUUUCCGAAUCCCAAUGUGGUUUCCGCAGCAACAGAGGAACAGCGGACAUGAUUUUUGCAGUAAGGCAAUUGCAAGAAAAAAGCAUCGAACAGAACAUGCCUUUAUAUCCGGUGUUCAUCCACCUGACUAAAGCCUGCGAUACGGUAUCACGGGAAGCGUUGUGGAAGAUCCUAAUAAAAUUGGGUUGCCCCACAAAGUUUGUAAAUGUCCUUAAACAACUUCACGAAGGGAUGCAAGCGAGGGUCUGUUCCAAAGGUCAGUUCUCCGUCAGUUUCCCCAUAAAUAAUGGCGUAAAACAAGGUUGCGUUGUAGCGCCGAUCCUAUUAUCUUGUUCUUCGGGGCUAUGCUGAAAGACUGCUUAGAUGGUAAUGACAAAGGUAUUCGCGUGAAUUUCAGAACAAAUGGUGGAUUGUUCAACUUACAACGUCUGCGCGCCAAAACAAAGAUAAGAGAACAACUUGUAAGGGAAUUAUUAUUUGCAGAUGACUGCGGCAUAUUCGCUCAUUCUGUAGAAGAUUUACAAUCGUUGAUGGACAGUUUCUCAAAUGCGUCUAGGCGCUUUGACUUGACAAUCAGCAUAAAAAAAACCGAAGUAUUAUACCAACUACAACCAGGAGUGCUUCUAGAUAAACCAUUAAUCAUUGUGAACGGUCAAAAACUGAAAACAACUAAAACAUUCCGGUAUCUUGGUAGCACAAUAUCCGAUGAUGCGCAAUUAGACCAUGAAAUCGAAAGAAGGACAGCAAAAGCCAGCUCCUCUUUUGGAAGACUCAAAGAUCGUCUAUGGAAUAGUCAUGAUAUCAAACUAGAAACAAAAAUAGCUCUGUUCAAAGUAGUUGUUAUAUCAACGCUCCUGUACGGCGGGGAAACAUGGACCCUGUAUGCCAGGCACAUAAAAAAACUAGAAGCUUUCCAGCAACGAUCCCUCCGUAGCAUUAUGCGUGUAAAAUGGGAAGAAAAGACGCCACACAGCGAAGUGCUAGAGCGGGAAAAAUGUUGUAGCAUUGAAAGCAUUCUGAAAAAAAGGCAGCUUCAGUGGGCUGGUCACAUCGUGAGAAUGGAUGAUGAACGAUUACCUAAAAUAUUGUUGUACGGGGAGUUACAACAAGGAAACCGAAUGGUGUGA
This is a messenger RNA of Paramuricea clavata, 12668 nucleotides long. The record is from the annotation of a GenBank genome assembly. Lineage: Eukaryota; Metazoa; Cnidaria; Anthozoa; Malacalcyonacea; Plexauridae.